Molecule: messenger RNA, 347 nt
Organism: Schizophyllum commune H4-8
Lineage: Eukaryota; Fungi; Basidiomycota; Agaricomycetes; Agaricales; Schizophyllaceae
Exons: 1
Coding region: 37-261 (74 amino acids)
Source: RefSeq, a predicted model, not a curated record
CUCUCAUGGCUCAGCUGAAAUCUAGAAAGCGCGAAGAUGUAUACCGGCACUCUAUCUGACUCAGUGCGGCCUUCAGCGCAGAGCAUAAUAGACAGAGCCCCAUUGCGUGACCGUAUACCGUAUACGGCCGGUCCGGUCCCGUACCCGUACCGUUGCUCCCUCCUACCCUCCACCAUACGGUACGGGUAUGCUACGGAUGCGACCGUCGCGCCCCGUACCCGUAAAUCCCGUACCCGUAAAACGGACGGUGCGCAUCCCUAGUGCAGGACUAGUCGUGCUGAUUCGGAUUCAAGAGGGAGGUAAUUCGGACUCAAGAAGCAAGUGUGGCUUGCUCGACGCGUGCAAAC